CACGGAGGCCUUGAUCGCUUGUGAGCAUCAAUGGACAACGAUACUCCAAGCCAUGUUCUUUGUGCCUUCGGAAACACAAGCAGAGCCGAGACAGGCGGAGCCAGAGAGAAGUAACCUGGCUACCGUGAUGUUGAAUGUAAUGAGGGGAGUAAUGUGGAACAACAAACUACUGCAGGCACACCUGCACGUGGAACGACAGCAAAGACAACAGUACCAGCAAGACCUGACCGCUGUAACGGCUGCCUUCCGCGACGCAGCAACGCAGCAGCAGCAACAGCAACAGCUGUUGAACUCUACCAUCGCACGCAUCAACAGCAUUGAGGCCAAGGCCUCAGUAGCCCCAGGUUGCACAACAGACGAGACGAAGCAGCUCAAUGGGCGCAUCGAUCAUGUCGUCAAACUCAUCGGCAAUAUAGGUGUUUUCAAUGGGCCGGACACGAUCAGUAGCACGGUGGCCGCCAUCAAGACGAACAUCACCAAGCUGCAGACGAGACCGGACGCCACUACGAAGACUUACAAGAUGCCGCACUUCGACAUCAGCAAGUUCGACGACUGCAACAAGUCUGACGCCUUGACAUGGUGGCAACGUUUCCUCACGGAAGCAGCAUGCCGCACAGUCCCGGCGGACGACAUGAUGAAGGCGCUCUAUUUGCAACUGAUUGGAGGAGCGCAGACAUGGAUGAACCAUCUGGCGGCUACUAACAAAUGCACCAUCCUGGUACCACCACUAGACCAGCCAAGCCACGUGCACUUGGAUUGCGCAUGCGCAGCCUGUACACCGUCGGCAAGUGAUCCGGUCAGUUCGCCACUGACUUCCGAGGACUCGACGGCGUGGUCAAGGCUUGAGGAGCUUGACCCGCUCACGAGAAAGGACUUCGCUUGGAUGCCUCUACCCUCGAUCGGAACCUUGCCAAGGCCGCAUUGCAACGCCUUGAUGGCAACUCUACGCUCCUAUUUGCACGCUACAGUACCAGCUCCGUUGACAGACGACGGAGUAGCGGUUGUCGAUCUCCGCUCCUAUCUGGCGAACAUUGACCGCGAGUACGCCGCCCAAAGGAACGCCGAAACCAAAGCGCCUUUGCUCUAUAUCCGCAUUCAAAUCGGAAAGGCAACCUGUAGUGCCUUGAUUGAUUGCGGAGCGUCUCGCAACUUUAUGAGCCAAGCCUUUAUGGCCCGCGCAGGUCUUGGCCCGCACGUUCGAAGGAAGACGCAACCUACGCAAGUUACACUCGCGGACGGCCGCACGCAAAAGUCAAUUGACCGAUGCGUCGAUGGCGUUCCGGUAUACUUUGCGCCACUUGCGUGCGAGCCGGUGUCUUUUGACAUCCUCGACACCAAGUUCGACAUGAUUCUAGGCAUGUCUUGGUUGCGUAGCGCCGAUCAUCCGGUGAACUUCCAUGACCAAACCGUUCACACCCGUGAUCGGAACGGAGUGUUAGUCCCAUGUACGGUCGCGACCCCUCACACUUCGAUUGUUUGUCACGUGGUUUCCGUUGCGAGAAUUCGCGACGCCAUUGCUCGAAAUGACGUCGAGGAGAUGGGCCUUGUAAUUUUUCAUGCUCUCCCCUCGCCGGACGGACCAACCGCGUCACCGCCGGACCCACGCAUUUCUCACCUCUUGGACGAGUAUAGAGACGUCUUCGAGGCUCCCACCGGAACGGUUCCAGAUCGGCCCAUAAGUCACGGGAUCACUCUCGAGGCUGGCGCCGUCCCUCCGCGUGGAUGUAUCUACCGCAUGAGCGAAGAGGAACUCGAGGUGCUUCGCGCACAACUCGAUGACCUUCUCGACAAGGGUUGGGUUCGCCCUAGUUGCUCGCCAUACGGUGCCCCUGUUCUCUUCGUCAGGAAGAAGAACAAAGAUCUAUGGUUAUGCAUCGAUUAUCGAAAACUUAACGCACAAACCGUAAAGAACGCCGACCCUCUCCCUUGGAUUGAUGAUCUCCUUGAGCGGUUAGGCGACGCGACGUACUUCUCGAAGUUGGACUUGAAGUCAGGUUACCACCAGAUUGAAAUCCAGCCUCAAGAUCGGUACAAGACCGCAUUCAAGACGCGGUACGGGCAUUUUGAGUGGGUUGUCAUGCCUUUUGGCCUCACCAAUGCCCCCGCAACUUUUCAAGCAGCUAUGACGACUGAGUUUUGUGACUUGCUCGAUCGCAGCGUCCUCAUCUACCUCGAUGACAUCUUGGUCUAUAGCAGGACGUUGGACGAGCACAUCACACACCUUCGUGCUGUUGUGAAUCGUUUACGACUGGCAAAUUACAAAGCGAACCGCGACAAGUGUGAGUUCGCCAAGCAAGAGCUCGAGUAUUUGGGCCACUAUGUUACGCCAAAAGGCAUUCGUCCCUUAACGGACAAGAUCCAAGCCAUCGUGGAUUCGCCGGAACCCCGUUACUUGCAGACUUCUGCACCCCUCAUCUUCGCCAACUAUGAGAAGACACGACUUGCCAAGGCAGCAACUCGUCCCACCCGACCCAUCUCGGUAUCGGACAGACAACUCCGCCCUCGCAGGUAGCUCGGUCUUUUAAGAGGGGGAGUGUGUUACAUCUUCGACGCCACACGGGUCCUACUAGACCCGACAUAGGGGUAGA
Messenger RNA from Chara braunii, 2588 nucleotides. NCBI's taxonomy places the organism in Eukaryota, Viridiplantae, Streptophyta, Charophyceae, Charales, Characeae. The record is from the annotation of a GenBank genome assembly.